AUGUUUGGCAGGCAAGAGAAGGAUAUCGAAGAGUUUAAUAAGCUAAACUCUCAUAAUCCAGAUAAUUUGCAUCGUGACACAUUUGGAAUUGUCAACGAUAUAGAUGAUGGGGUUUCUGCGGAUCCAAAUGUGAUGAAUGAGUUCGUACUUCCCGGCGGAAAGAGUGGCGAUUUUGAGGUUUUUAGAAAUAGUGAAGACAACAGUAAUGGUGAUUCUGAGAACUUUUACUUUGCAAAUUUGAAGCAAAGAGAUGAUACCAAUAAGGAUUUCGAAAACGAAGAAAAUAUGGAGCAGUUUGAUAGAUUAAAAGAUGAGUCUGGACCAGUGGAGAAUGAUACUUUUGAUCUCGACAAUGAUUUGGAUGGAAAUGAUAUCAAAAGAUUCGAAUAG
Molecule: messenger RNA, 390 nt
Organism: Saccharomycopsis crataegensis
Lineage: Eukaryota; Fungi; Ascomycota; Saccharomycetes; Ascoideales; Saccharomycopsidaceae
Exons: 1
Coding region: 1-390 (129 amino acids)
Source: RefSeq, a predicted model, not a curated record